Messenger RNA from Cajanus cajan (pigeon pea), 993 nucleotides. RefSeq lists its product as uncharacterized. The record is from RefSeq and is a predicted model, not a curated record. Gene Ontology annotation, molecular function: catalytic activity. NCBI's taxonomy places the organism in Eukaryota, Viridiplantae, Streptophyta, Magnoliopsida, Fabales, Fabaceae.
AUGACUGAUUAUUGGUGUCUUCUUGGAGAUUUUAACGCUGUUCUUCGAGAUCAUGAGCGUCAAGGAGGCUCUAAUACUGCGUCUGUUAGAGGUGAUAGAGCUUUUCGGGAAUUGGUUGAAGAUUGCAAUUUGGUGGAUUUAGGGUUUCAAGGUGCUCCUUUCACUUGGAAUCGGGGUCAGCUUCAAGAGCGUCUUGAUCGGGGUUUGGCUAAUAUGGAUUGGUGUCUCCUUUUUUCGGAAGCAACCAUUGUUCAUUUGCAUCCGUUAAAAUCAGACCAUUGUCCUCUCUUAUUGAGAAUGACUUAUGAUCGCUUUUCAUUUUCCUCAAGGCGCCCCUUCCGAUUUGAGUCAGCUUGGUUGACAUACGAGAACUUUGCUGACUUGGUUAAAGCAAAGUGGAAUGUUGUUGUUGGUUGGAAUGAUAAAAUUGAUCACAUGCAGGGUUGUUUGAAAAAUUGGAACAAAUCAAUAUUUGGCAACAUCUUCUUUCAAAAAAGGAGAAUUAUUAGAAGAUUAAAUGGUAUUCUGCUCAAGCUGCAAGAGGGACCGAAUAAAUACUUCGAGAAGCUUCAACUUGAUCUUUGGUCCGAAUAUGAGAAUAUCUUGGUUCGUGAGGAACUUCUCUGGUUCCAAAAAUCUCGUUGCAAAUGGUUGUGUCUGGGGGAUAGAAACACCAAGUAUUUCCAUGGUACCACUGUUAUUCGUCGUCGAAGAAAUAAGGUGGAGAUGCUCCAAGAUGAGUCAGGACGGUGGGUUAGUGAUAAGGCUGAGUUAGAAGGUUUGGUUACAAAUUUUUAUAAGGACCUUUUUCAGGAUAUUGAUCCUUAUACCCCUUUCAAUCUUACUGGUUAUUUUCCAGAAGUUCAUGAUUCGCUUAUGCAAAAUCUUGGUAGGGAUAUCACUGAGGAUGAAAUUUUUGGUGCAAUUAGAAGAAUGGGGAGUUUUAAAGCUCCAGGGCCAGAUGGUUUUCAACCUAUCUUCUAUCAAACGUAG